This is a messenger RNA of Anneissia japonica, 4281 nucleotides long. RefSeq names its product probable cation-transporting ATPase 13A3. The record is from RefSeq and is a predicted model, not a curated record. NCBI's taxonomy places the organism in Eukaryota, Metazoa, Echinodermata, Crinoidea, Comatulida, Comatulidae. Gene Ontology annotation, cellular component: membrane. The coding region runs from base 215 to 3193 and encodes 992 amino acids. The transcript has 24 exons. Gene Ontology annotation, molecular function: ATP binding; ATP hydrolysis activity; P-type transmembrane transporter activity. Gene Ontology annotation, biological process: intracellular calcium ion homeostasis.
AUGACGAGGAUAAUCUCUGCGCGUGGUUUCAGACUUUCAGUUUCUGAUCGGGUGAUAUAGUUUGCAAUAUAAUUUCCCAUCAAGACUUAUGAAACGAUAACAUGAAAUUGGAAAAGCUGGAUUUUUAUGACGAACCACCAAUCAGAUAGCACAGUUUAUUUAUGGCCUAGCCUACUACGUAACAAGCAUUUUGUUGUGAUUUGUGAAACACGCGAUGUUGGAACGAGAUAGAACGACUUUGAAUUUUGGAUCCGAAGAGCAACUGGAAUGUACAGGCUAUCAUCGUGUUCCGUGGAAACAAUUGAUUUCCGUAUUACUCAGUAUUGUGUCCCUGGGGGUGCUACAACUGGUCUUCUACUGGAAAGAAGUAUGGCGCGUAAAGUUUACGUGUUCUCCAUGUCCGCUCAAAGACGCACAAGUGGUGCUACUUAAUGAUAAUUUUCAACAGGUUUUUCCUGCUGAAGUGAAGGUGAUUUCACUCAAACAAAGUCUUGAGUCAUACAUUCAACAUGAAAGACAUGGAAGUUGCAAAAAAGUACAUGUUGGCUCUGGAGGUGAUAGGGCCUCAUUCUCAGCUGAAGACAUUAGUGAACAGGAUACUGAUCUGCUCAUUAAUGAAUUACCUGAGCAAAAGGUGGCUCAUCAAAUGAUUUACUUUGAAUACCAGAAAGUAAAAUACUUUUGGAAUAAAGUUGAGGAAAACUAUGAACGGCUCACAGCAUUUGAUAUUGACACACCUUGCUCAAAAUUCUACGUUGACUCUAAGGGAAUAAGUCAGGAUGAACAAAAAAACAAGCAACAGAUUUAUGGCUAUAAUGCUAUCGUCGUUGAAGUCAAGAGCUAUGGAAAACUUUUGAUAGAAGAGGUUCUGAAUCCGUUUUACAUAUUCCAAAUCUUCAGUGUUAUUCUGUGGUUCUGUGAGGAUUACUAUUACUAUGCCGCAUGCAUUAUUGUUAUAUCAGCAAUUUCACUCGUCAUCUCUCUCUAUGAAACUCAUAAGCAAGCUGUUACAUUGCGGGAUAUGGUUGCCCAGAGUAGCAUAGUCACAGUACAGAGGUCCAGUGGGGCUGUGUGUGAGAUUGAUAGCAGUGAACUUGUUCCUGGUGAUGUGUUGUUAGUUCCUCCAAAUGGCUGUAUGAUGAGUUGUGAUGCUGUUCUUAUCGCUGGUAACUGCAUUGUCAAUGAAAGCAUGCUAACAGGUGAGAGUGUGCCCGUCACCAAGACACCUUUACCCAACCAUCCUGGCGCCGAUGUAUGCUACUCACCUGAUAUUCACAAACGCCACACCUUGUUUUGUGGUACACAGGUGAUACAGACCAGGUAUUAUGGAGGUGAGCGAGUCUGUGCUGUGGUUGCAAGAACAGGCUUUGAGACAGCUAAAGGUGAGUUAGUUCGUUCAAUCCUUUACCCAAAGAACCUAGGCUUCAAAUUCUAUCAAGAUGCGCUGCGGUUUGUGAUGGUGCUUGGGUGUCUUGCGGUCAUCGGUCUCGUGUACACCAUCCCUGUCCUCUUGAGAAAUAAGGCACAUGUUAAAGAUAUCAUAUACAAGUCAUUAGAUAUAAUCACCAUCGCUGUUCCACCAGCGUUACCUGCAGCCAUGACAGUCGGCACCAUCUAUGCACAGUCUCGCUUGAAGAAAGCUGGCAUCUUCUGUAUCAGUCCGCAGAGAAUUAACAUGUGUGGCAAACUUAAAUUGGUCUGUUUUGAUAAGACUGGGACGCUCACAGAAGAUGGUCUGGACAUGUUGGGUGUGGUACCAAUCCAAGAUGAUCACUUCCUGCCAUUAAUUCAGAAUGCUGAUGAACUUCCUCGUGGCCCCUUCCUUGCCUGCAUGGCAGCUUGUCAUUCACUGACCAUCAUUGAAGGUAACCUCACUGGCGAUCCUUUAGAUCUGAAGAUGUUUGAAGCAACAAAAUGGAUCUUUGAAGAGCAGGGUGAAGAUGAUACAACCAAAUAUGGUAACAUGAUGCCAACCGUUGUCAAGCCAGCCACAUCUGAAACUUCGUUGGCUCAAAAUUCAGAGCAGAGUUCAUAUGAGGACAAACUUUUGGAUGUAUCAAAGAAUUUCCAUUUUGCAACUAAUGGCAAAUCCUUCUCAGUUCUUAGAAGUUAUUUUGCAGAUAUUAUGCCAAAGAUUGUUCAGAAAGGAACAGUAUUUUCACGAAUGUCACCAGACCAAAAACGUCAGCUGGUGGAGGCUCUACAGGACCUGGGAUAUGGUGUUGGGAUGUGUGGAGAUGGUGCAAAUGACUGUGGUGCCCUCAAAACAGCGCAUGCUGGUAUAUCGCUAUCGGAAACCGAGGCAUCUGUGGCGUCGCCAUUCACAUCAAGUAUACCAAACAUAUCAUGCGUGCCGAUAGUUAUCAGGGAAGGUAGAGCAGCUCUUGUGACGUCAUUUGGAGUCUUCAAGUACAUGGCUCUCUAUAGUUUGAUACAAUUCAUCUCAGUUAUGAUUCUCUAUUGGAUAAAUUCUAAUCUUGGUGAUAUUCAAUACCUUUAUGUAGACCUUGUUAUUACAACUACAGUUGCUAUCUUAAUGGGAUACAAUGGUGCCUAUGCACACCUUGUGAAGAAGCGACCACCUGGAAGUUUGAUGUCACCCGUUAUCCUCAUCUCCAUCAUUCUCCAGAUUGUAAUCCAGAUCAUCGGACAGACAGUUGCUUACUUUUUAUUGUUCACACAAGACUGGUUCAAUCCACUUGUACCAAGUGAAGAUGCAGAUAAGAACAUCCUGUGCCCCGAAAACACCAUAGUGUUCCUAGUCUCUUCUUUCCAGUACUUUAUUGUGGCCGCAGCAUUCUCCAAGGGACCACCGUACCGGACCCCGAUAUGGCAUAAUGUGUUGUUCCUGAUUUCUCUGAUCGUCCUGUCUGCGUACACAUCCUUUAUGCUCUUCUACCCUUAUUACCUAUCAUUCCUUACAAACUUCUUUGAGGUCUAUCAACUUGGUCCGGAUCACAUCCAAUUCUGUUGGUUGAUAUUUGCCAUCAUUAUCGUCAAUGCAGUUUCAACAUUUGCACUUGAGUGGCUGAUGGGAAAGAGUUUUAUCAAGACGUUGAUCAAACCAUGUCGUAAGAAGAACAUCUCAAAGAAUGUGUAUAAAACUAUUGAACGUGAAAUUAUGAAUGAUCCUGAUUGGCCACCGAUUGGUCAUGUGACCACAAGUAAUAUAUCAAUUAAUCAAACCAGCUGACAUGAAAUAUUCUCAUUUGUAAAAUUGUUUUGUAUUUUGGAUCGCUAUAAUUGUGUAAAAUGUUAUUGGCCUAUGACAUAAUAUGAUAUGGACUGUGGCCACUGAUUGGGAUAUUUGUAAUUUGUGAAAACUAAUUUUGUGUAUGCGGUUUUCAGUAAUUUAUAAAUGUUAAUUAAAAAAACAAACAAUAUAUGAAAAUAAAAUUAUGACUGAAGAAAAUAUUGAAUAUAAUUUAUGAAGUAAGCUGUAGUUUUACUGUAAUAAUAAUAAUAGUGGAUAUUUAUAAGGCUCCGGAAAAAUAUGAGUGGAAAAUUUAAGAUAAUAGUGCAAGAAAGAUGAGAAUUAAUUAAGGAAGUGCUGGUCGAACAGAUGUUUCUUUAGUCUGGACUUUAAUAUAAUGAUAUUUUUCUGCAGGCCUGAUGUGUAUGGGCAGAGAAUUCCAGAUUUUGGGAGCAGCAACAAGAAAUGAUCUAUUUCCCCAGUUAUUCUUAGUAUUGUGUUCAGUUAAGAAGGCGAUCAAAGCGACCUUGCAGUUAAACUUGCACAGUUAAUUUCUAAGUCAAAUUUAUUUUACAUGCCAAAUUGUUGUGUUUUCAUUAAUUAACAAUCUGUAUUAAGUCAAAUGUUAUCUAAAUUGAACAAUUUUUCAAUGGCAUUUUGGAUUCGACUGCAAGUUCAACUGUAUAUGCCGAUAACAGAUUUGAGACGGACUGCACAUGAUUUACUAAGGCCCUUGUAAGUCAGAAGUGCUAUCUUGUAAUGAAUCCCGAGUUGCACUGGUAACCAGUGGAGAUUGGAAUCGGGGUGAGGCGCUACCACUUCUAAGUGUGUUUGAUAAGCCUAGCAGAGCCUAGCACAGUUGUUCUGUAGCCCCUGAAGUGCAUUAUACAAUUUUUAUAAACUGUGCUUAUUAUAUACAAGCUUAAAUAAAAGAAUGAAUAUUUUUGUAAUUAUUUUUUAAGAGUUUCCAAUAGGUUUCAUUAAAUACAUUUUUUUUUAUUAAUUUAUAUUUCAAUAUUGUAAUGUUGAGACGUAUUUAUCAGUUUGAUCCUAAAUUGUUGUUAAUAAACUUAAACAAUAAAAUUUAA